AUGUCCACGUUCAAGACUCGUCAGGUGGCCAAUAACUUCCAGGCCAUCGAAACAACCGACGGCGCUGGAGCUCACGUGCAUCGCUCAAUCGGGUCUCCAGUGCUGUACAACUUUGAUCCGUUCCUCGGUCUGGACGAAUUCAACGUGGGGCUACCGGGAGGUUUCCCGGAUCACCCGCACCGCGGCUUCGAGACCGUCACGUACGUGCUGCCAACGUCGAAAGGCGGUAUGCGUCACGAGGAUUUUAUGGAGAAUAAAGGGGAAUUACAACCGGGAGAUCUGCAGUGGAUGACUCCAGGCAGAGGCAUCAUGCACGCUGAAAUGCCUUCCAGUGCGGAACCUGCUCAUGGUUUGCAGCUCUGGGUUAACCUGCCAAAAGAGAAGAAGAUGAUCAAGCCGCGAUACCAAGAAAUCAGUCGGGAGUCGGUGCCGCAUGCAUUUAAUGCCGACCAAAGCGUCGAGGCAAUUGUGUUCGCUGGAGAGGUUUUCGGCUACAAGGGACCAGUCGAGACAGAAGCUCCGGUGACGUACGUCCAUUUUCUGUUAAAACCAGGAGCAAGGAUGGAGUAUUCCAUUCCAGAGAGUCACAAUGUGUUUGUGUAUGGAGUGUCUGGAACUGGUAAAUGUGCGGAAACGAGAGUUGUAGCUCAUGAAGCCAUUGCGAUGGAGAAGGAAGGAGACGGCGUGCUAUUGACGGCUGCAGAAGAUGAUAAUCUUGAGGUCGUCGUCAUGACUGGGGAACCAUUGAACGAGCCGGUGCAUCAAUAUGGGCCUUUUGUGAUGUCUUCCAAAGAGGAUAUUCAAAACACAUUAAGAGACUUCGAUCUUCAUACAAACGGAUUCGAAGACGCGCACGGUUGGAGGUCAUCCAUUGCACCGCGCCGCCGUCACCGUUAAAUCUUGCUUCACUGAGUUUGCUUAUUGCAACAUGCUGG
Messenger RNA from Phytophthora nicotianae INRA-310, 935 nucleotides. RefSeq lists its product as hypothetical. The record is from RefSeq and is a predicted model, not a curated record. Lineage: Eukaryota; Oomycota; Peronosporomycetes; Peronosporales; Peronosporaceae. Bases 1 to 897 code for a protein of 298 amino acids. The transcript has a single exon.